GCAGGAGGAAUUGCAUGUUCUUGUAUAUUCAUCCUGGUAUUUUUUGUAUGUUUAUGUAUAUUCAUCCGGUUAUAUUUUGGUAUGUUCAUGUAUAUUCAUCCUGUUAUAUUUUGUAUGUUCAUGUAUAUUCAUCCGGUUAUAUUUUGGUAUGUUUAUGUAUAUUCAUCCUGGUAUAUUUUGGUAUGUUCAUGUAUAUUCAUCCUGGUAUAUUUUGGUAUGUUCAUGUAUAUUCAUCCUGGUAUAUUUUGUAUGUUCAUGUAUAUUCAUCCUGGUAUAUUUUGGUAUGUUCAUGUAUAUUCAUCCUGGUAUAUUUUGUAUGUUCAUGUAUAUUCAUCCUGGCAUAUUUUGGUGUGUUCAUGUAUAUUCAUCCUGGCGUAUUUUGGUAUGUUCACGUAUAUUCAUCCUGGUGUAUUUUGGUGUGUUCGUGUAUAUUCGUCCUGGCGUAUUUUGGUAUGUUCACGUAUAUUCAUCCUGGCGUAUUUUGGUAUGUUCACGUAUAUUCAUCCUGGCGUAUUUUGGUAUGUUUAUGUAUAUUCAUCUGGUUAUAUUUUGGUAUGUUUAUGUAUAUUCAUCCUGGUAUAUUUUGGUAUGUUCAUGUAUAUUCAGCCUGGUAUAUUUUGGUAUGUUCAUGUAUAUUCAUCCUGGUAUAUUUUGGUAUGUUUAUGUAUAUUCAUCUGGUUAUAUUUUGGUAUGUUUAUGUAUCAUCCUGGUAUAUUUUUGUAUGUUUAUGUAUAUUAAUCCUCAUAUUUUUUAUAUGUUUAUGUAUAUUCAUUCUGGUAUUUUUUUUUAUAUCUUAAUGUACAUUCAUCCUUGUAUUCUUAUAUGUUUAUGUAUAUUCAUCCUGGUAUUUUUUUUUUAUAUGUUUAUGUAUAUUCAUCCUGGUAUAUUUUUAUGUUCCUAGGUCAUGUUAAUAUUUGUAUCCCAACUUAAACGUCUUAUUGUUUUACACACACCAUUGUAACUGUUUGACAACAUGUUUAGGAGUACUUAAAUAUUAAAACUGAAUAUUCUCGAAAAACGAAUAUAAAUCUAAUAGUAUAACAUAAUGUUAUAAUAUACUUUAACAUAACAUCACACAUAACGCCACCCGUUUCUACACUGCGCUGUCGGUAGAGCGUUGCCUUAGUAACGGCUGUGCGUUUGGUGGCGCUGUGAGAAACCGGAAGUGCGUGUCCUUAUAAUCUGCUGCACGAAAGGAUGGCUGACGACGAGACCGUCAAAACGGAGGCUUCGCUACCUGUGGCCACGAAAGCCCGUCCUAAAAAAGCCCCAGAGCUCCCGAUACUAGAGAGGAGGAACUGGCUCAUCCAUCUACACUACAUCCGUAAAGACUACGAGACGUGCAAGAUGAUUAUAAAAGAGCAGCUGCAGGAGACUCAGGGCAUGUGUGAAUAUGCCAUAUAUGUCCAAGCUCUGAUCCUACGUGUAGAGGGGAAGAUCCAGCAGUCUCUAGAGCUGUUUCAGAGCUGUGCCAUCCUCAACCCCACCAGCUCAGACAACCUCAAACAAGUGGCUCGCUCCCUUUUUCUCUUAGGAAAACAUAAGGCUGCCAUUGAGGUUUACAAUGAGGCGGCUCGACUCAAUCAGAAAGACUGGGAGAUCAACCAUAAUCUCGGAGUUUGCUACAUCUACACCAAGGACUUCAAGAGUGCUGAGGAGCAUCUAAACACGGCGCUGCAGCUUAACAAGCACGACAUGACUUACAUGAUGCUGGGAAAGAGCUAUCUGCUACAGGGAGACACAGAGAAGGCCAUUGAGAUCUAUAAGAGUGCAGUGGAGUUUUCCCCAGAGAACACAGAGUUGCUGACCACACUGGGACUCUUGUAUAUGCAGCUCGGAAAAUAUCAGAGGGCCUUCGAACAUCUUGGGAAUGCUCUGACAUAUGACCCAAACAAUUACAAGGCCAUCCUGGCAGCAGGAAGCAUGAUGCAGACACAUGGGGAUUUCGAUGUGGCCAUGAAUAAGUAUCGUGUGGCAGCUUUCACUGUGCCUGAAAGCCCCCCACUCUGGAACAACAUUGGCAUGUGCUUCUUCGGCAAAAAGAAAUAUGUAGCUGCUAUAAGCUGUCUGAAGAGAGCAAACUACCUGUCUCCAUUUGACUGGAAGGUCUUGUAUAAUCUUGGUUUGGUGCAUCUCACCAUGCAGCAGUACGCCUCAGCCUUCCACUUCCUCAGUGCUGCCAUUAACCUGCAUACACGCAUGGGAGAGCUCUACAUGCUACUCGCAGUCGCCCUGACCAAUUUGGACGACGUAGAAAAUGCGCGCAGGUCAUACGAACAAGCCGUUCAGCUGGAUGAGUCCAACCCUCUGGUGAAUCUGAAUUUUGCAGUGCUGCUGUAUAAUCAGGGAGACAAGAAGGCAGCACUAGAGCAGUACCAGGAGAUGGAGAAAAAAGUCAACACGUUGAUAGAGCGCAACAGCAACACUGAGUUUGACCCUGAGCUCAUAGAGAUGGCUCAUAAAAUGGGUGCAGCCCUUCAGGCUGGGGACAAUUUAUUCUGGUCGAAACCUGGCAAAGAGUCCAAGAGCAGCCAGCGCUCAUCUUCCAGCAAGCAGUCCUCCUCCCAGCAGCCCCUGGGCUCUAAUCAAGCCUUGGGUCAGGCCAUGUCGUCUGCUGCAGGUUACAGCAAAAGCAUGCAGCUGGCUGCAGAGCCAGAUGUGCAGAGUGCACCAGCACCCCCCUCUGAGCCUCAAGGAGAUGCUGGACACGAAGGUGAUGAAGCAGCAGAACUUCCCAAAUCCAAGGAGAAGACAAAGAGCAAGCCCAGAGCAGUCGCAGAGUAGAGCUUGCCAUUCAGCAUAGAAGAGGCAGGAUUUGUUUUCUUAAGUGAGUAAAAUGAUCUAAAACAUGCUGAGGAUGAAGUGAGUGCUGGUGUUCUUACAAAUAUUCUACGAAGCAGAACACUAAGAUGUCCGGCAUUUCUAUAAGCUUGUGUAUUGCCGUUCAGGUAGGUGCAAAUUACAAUACACAAUUUCAGUAACCAAAAAAAUGUAUGUUUUGACCUAUACUAUCAGUCAAAAGUUUUGGACACAUUGGACCAAAUAUAUCUACUUUUCAUUGUUUUAAAGACAUUCUGAUGAAAGCAUACAGCUGAAAUUUUUAAGACAGUUGUACAUAGUGGAGUUAAUGCCCAUGUAUAAAUUUCAGAAUCAACAUGUAUUUUUAAGUAGAUUUUACUUAAAAUUAUAUUGUUUCCACAGACAAGUCAAUUUUAGGAGAAGGAGCUUGGAGCUUGGUCUUUUCGGGAAAAGCUCCCUCAUUAAGCUGGUUAAGAAAGGGGCACGUAUGUGCAAAGCUUCAUAAGGAAUACUGUUAGGAAUUGAAUCUUAAUAAUAAUAAUAAUAAUAAUAAUUAUUAUUAUUAUUAUUAUUCAGUCCAUUCUGAAACCCUGGAUUGCAAAAUCAAGCGAACUCCACAAUAUUCCUAGGAGCUUGCAAUUUGUCAAAAUUCCCGCAGAUUCGGGCCAAGAUGCGUCGUGUGCGCAUUCAGCCAAAGUCCUCUUUGAUUCACGUGCGUCGAACAUGAAUGCAGCUAAAAGGUCUCAUUUACCGACAAACAUCACUGCGAAACACCGUGCUAAACAGUUUAGUGGAAUUGCAAUUUCGCCAAUUCAGAAGUAGUUUUCCGCCAAAAAAAAAAAAAAACCUCUCCAAAUUCCAUCGCAAGUUUUGAAAAACGACGCAGCAAAAUCUUUUUGGCCACGACAAUCAAAACAAAACAAAAAAACUAAUUUCCACAAAAUCCUGUAGGGACUGAUUAUUAUUAUAAAAUACUAAAAACCCUUCCAUGGGUAAGGGUGUCAAAACUUGUGACGUAUGCGAGAAUUAGAUAGUUUUAAAUACCAGUAAUAGAUUCAUUAAGUUAUCCCUCCUAUUAUGUUGGCCUCCUAUUAUUAUUUGGCCCAUAACAUCCAUUAUGUUAUGGGCCAAAUGACUUAAACAGUUUAAUUAAAUACACACCAAAAAAACCCAGCAAACAACAGCUUAAAACAGUAAACCUUUAUUAUGGCUUGUUUGAGACAAGCCAUAAGAAGAAAUAUUUGCAUAUAUGUAAGUGAGGAAAAGUCAAAGAAUUCCAAAGAGAAGAUUAAAAGAGUAUUUCAGACAUCUCAAAUGUGGAAAUGGGUCAAAUUGACCCAUAACAUAAUAGGAGGGUUAAACAAGUCCAGAAACCCAUAUAGAAGCAUAGUUUUAGUUUUUUUUGUUGGGGGAGGGGCGGGGGGUAUAUUCGUAUUUUAUUCGCAUAAAGGUUUUGGUUAGAUUUUGGUUUUGGUUAAGGCAUUUGAUUUCAUUGGGUGCCUGUAGGAUUCUCAAGCCAUUUUUAUUUUCAUUUCAUAGCAGCUCAUGUUUCCUGUUAAUAAGUAGGUCACGGUCAUAGUAGUCAAUGAAAAGUCAAUGGUCUGGAGGAGAAAAAAACAAAACAGCAUUUUCUACUCAGUGCAAUAAUACAGUCUCAAGUAAGACUAAGUACAGUACUCACCAAACGGAUUGAAGACUACGCACCGAGUUCGCACAAGAAGACAAAGUAAGGAUAAAGUCUCUUUCCUGUACCCAUGAAAAACAUCCUCUCUUCCUCAAUUUCUCACUGUUCACAUUAAGGUCUAAGUGACUGGAAGAGCACCUACAGGAACAUCUAUACAGCUGGUUAGAUGCUUAGCGGCACUGUAGAGAGGACCAAGAGUAAGGAAAGUAAGUGUUUUUAAGACAUUGUUAUUGGACCUCAGGGACUCUAAAUACCUUAAAAUAACAAACAAAUAAAGUUCACUUUCACUCAUCAGACUGCAGCUGGGGCACAAUCUCCGAGUAGAGGAGUCCUUCUGCUGAGAUCGCGUC
Molecule: messenger RNA, 4833 nt
Organism: Ictalurus furcatus (blue catfish)
Lineage: Eukaryota; Metazoa; Chordata; Actinopteri; Siluriformes; Ictaluridae
Gene: bbs4
Product: Bardet-Biedl syndrome 4
Exons: 17
Coding region: 1198-2784 (528 amino acids)
Biological process (GO): protein localization to cilium; cilium assembly
Cellular component (GO): ciliary basal body
Molecular function (GO): protein binding
Source: RefSeq, a predicted model, not a curated record